This is a messenger RNA of Heterobasidion irregulare TC 32-1, 2112 nucleotides long. RefSeq lists its product as uncharacterized. The coding region runs from base 1 to 2112 and encodes 703 amino acids. The transcript is spliced from 7 exons. NCBI's taxonomy places the organism in Eukaryota, Fungi, Basidiomycota, Agaricomycetes, Russulales, Bondarzewiaceae. The record is from RefSeq and is a predicted model, not a curated record.
AUGAGAGCGAUCAACAAGGAUAUUUGUCAUUUCUUAACACCUCGCAUUUUUCGACAAGUGCGGUUCAGAGAUACCUGGAAGAGUGCUGCAGCAUUCGAGGAGUUGCCACUAUGUCAAGAUCCGGCUCAGCAUAUGAAGGAAAUUAGUUUCCAGUCUAUAGACGCAGAUGAUGAAGGAGAAGAGGUUUAUAUUGCAGAAUUACAACCGGAUGGUGACUCCUUCGAGGAUAUGCCACAGGAACGGGAUCGGCCUUUAACGGCCGUCGAGGAGCAAUCUCACUCGGCUUUUUCCAAUCUUAACAUGCUCCCGAAUCUCAAAUCUCUAGCACUGACAUUCGACCCAAAUUUGGAGUACAUACCAAACCUACGUCGCCAAACCAUCAUUUUUGAGGCCAUUGCACACCAAUACCUACGCUCUCUCGAAUCCAUCAUCAUCAAUAACUUUAUGGCUGUAUUCGCCCCGGUUUACAAAAGCCCUUCCUUCCUUGCCCUCUUCAACUCAGUGUCACAUCUGCGCCUCAUGAUCUUGCCUCAGACUGAUGGUGCGGUGGACAAUCGCACUGAUUUCUGGCUCCAGAUAAUCCAACGUCAAAUUCUCAAGCCACGUGCAUCCCUCCCCCAGUCCUUGGUAUCACUCACAUUCCAUGGCCAAGCUUUCGACUCCGCGGAUCCCGUUGGCUUCGAUUCUUCGUUCAGCUUCCGCUCGCUCAAAUUUUCUUUCCUCACAUUUUUGUCAUUGAAGUAUUUUUUGUUCGGUGAGAAAGCCUCUGACGGAGUCGAUUUUAUCAUCCGACACAAGGAGACACUUAGGACCCUCGAGCUCAAAUCGUGCAUAAUCCUGCUGCCCUCGGCAGGACCGCGACGCUUCUGGUCGCGCGUCUGGACAUGUUUCUCGAAGGAGCUGCAAGCUUUGACGUCGCUGCAUGUAGAAGAGGAAAAAAAUCAUGUGAGGUAUGGCAUUGACGACGGCGUGCUAUUCGAGCCCUUCACUUACGGGGAAGAGUUCGAGGAUCUCAUAGAGCUCCCUGAUCAGAAGGAGGACGAUCGGGCUCUUCACUUUUUUCUCAAACUGCUUCCCCAAACGUUAUAUUUUGAUGUGAUUGUUGACUCGCGUUCUAGUACGGUUCAGAAAUACAUUCGAGAGCAUCGCAAAAUUCAACGAGAUAUCUCAAUGCCGAAAUCUGGCGCCAUUUGUAAAGGAAGUCCGUUCUCGAAUAGCGGGUACAUCUUGGGAUGGGUACCUCUUAUGAACAGCGAUCGAAAGAUGGGCUUAUUCGAGCCUAUAACAGCUAUGGAAACGCAACUGGCCCUUGCCUUCCUUGAUAUUGACACCUUCCAGAACCUUAGAGCUCUGUUCAUAGUGUUUCCUCCAGUGGAGGAUGAUUACUUGUCAAAUCUACGGCGACAACUUUUUGUUUUUUCUGUGUUAUACGGUGUCGAACUGCAUUCGCUCAAAUUACUCACAAUCAACAACUACAUUGUCUUACUAGCCCAACACUACUGGGACCUUGACUUCUAUUGCCUGUUUAACUCAUUGUCACAUCUACACCCUAGUGUCUUGCCUCAGUGCGACGACGGACUGGAACACUAUGGCGACUUCUGGGUCGACGCGGUCCAGCUUCGGAUACUGCGGCAUGUCUCUCUUUCUCGAUGCCUAGCAUCCCUCUCGCUCCGUUCGGUAUCCAACAACUACGAUGAUCCCAUGGGUUCGCAAUCUCGUUUAGUUUUGAAAACAUUGGCAGCAUCCUUCUAUACUCUGGACUCUUGGACUCAAUUCGUGCCCACUUUUGUUACCUUCCACGGGACCGCUACGCUUCUGGUCGGGCAUCUGGAACUGCUCUGCCGAGGAACUGAAAGCAUUGACGUCCCUGUAUGGCAACCUGCUAUGAAAACACUCGUACACAAGCUCGGCGAUGUCGCGCGCAGACGCGACCACAGUGAUGCACUGGUCGACCAUAUGGUCCGGGCACGCGGAGAGGUAGAGCACGUUGUGGGCGGCGGUGCGGCAGCGGCGCCUGACACGGAUGAGGGCGGAGAGGUCGUGCGGGGCGACGUGCAUGUAGACGAGGCUGAGCGGGAUGGGGAACAUUUUGCGCAUGUUGCGGAGGAUUGA